Molecule: messenger RNA, 3186 nt
Organism: Malassezia globosa CBS 7966
Lineage: Eukaryota; Fungi; Basidiomycota; Malasseziomycetes; Malasseziales; Malasseziaceae
Exons: 1
Coding region: 1-3186 (1061 amino acids)
Biological process (GO): endonucleolytic cleavage of tricistronic rRNA transcript (SSU-rRNA, 5.8S rRNA, LSU-rRNA); maturation of SSU-rRNA from tricistronic rRNA transcript (SSU-rRNA, 5.8S rRNA, LSU-rRNA); ribosome biogenesis
Cellular component (GO): nucleus; 90S preribosome
Molecular function (GO): U3 snoRNA binding; GTPase activity; GTP binding
Source: RefSeq, a predicted model, not a curated record
AUGUACUUUGUAUGGACGCUGACCGUAAUUCAGGCCUUCAUUGCAGCUCAUCCGUUCGCGGCAGACAAACAUAUCCGACACAAGGCUCAGCUCGAUCAACAGCGCUUGCAUGUUCCACUUGUUGAUCGCACCCCAGCGAAGGAGCCACCACCUGUGAUUGUCGCUAUUGUCGGGCCUGAGGGCGUGGGUAAAACUACUCUUAUGCGCAGUCUUAUUCGUCGCUAUACGAAGCACACUGUCGCCAACAUCACGGGACCCGUGACUGUAGUGAGCGGUAAAAAUCGUCGCAUUACAUUUAUCGAAUGCAACAACGAUAUCAAUUCGAUGAUCGACAUAGGCAAGAUUGCCGAUCUGGUGCUUCUGAUGAUCGACGGCAGUUUCGGGUUUGAAAUGGAGACCAUGGAGUUUCUGAAUGUCCUGCAGGCACAUGGAUUCCCCAAGGUUAUGGGUGUGCUUACUCACUUAGACCUUAUCAAGAAGACGCGCAUUCUACGGGCAACAAAGAAGCGUCUGAAACACCGCUUUUGGACAGAAAUAUACCAGGGUGCCAAGCUGUUUUAUCUGUCUGGCAUCAUCAAUGGUCGAUACCCUGAUACAGAGAUUCAGAAUUUGUCCCGAUUUAUCAGUGUGAUGAAGUUUCGUCCGCUUAUUUUUCGCAAUCAGCACCCAUACUUCCUUGCUGACCGUAUGGAAGAGCUUACACCACGUGAGCUUGUAAAAUCGAAUCCUAAAAUGGAUCGCACUAUCACCGUAUAUGGAUACUUACGCGGCACACAUCUUCGCAAUAAGCAACCUAUUCACAUUCCAGGCGUGGGUGACCUGGUUAUUCAGUCGAUUGAGCGUCUCGCUGACCCGUGUCCCCUUCCCACGCAGGAAAGUGAGCGUCGCCGACGAUUGAGCGAUAAGCAAAAACUAAUUCAUGCUCCUAUGAGUGAUGUGGGUGGUGUCAUGUUUGACAAAGACGCUGUGUACAUAAAUGUGCCCGGUCACUUUUCUAAGCGUGAUGAUGCGGACAUGGGUGAGGGUGAGCGGAUUGUCAUGUCGCUACAAGAUUCCAACACUACCUUGGGCGAUCGAGCGGCUCAAAGCGAGCUCCGUCUUUUCGAUGACUCUAGUGCACCUGUUUCCUUAGGUCGCGAACGCCGCAGAGCUGCUUUUGGCGAUGACAUGGAGCGAAAUGGAAGCGGCGAUGAUGAGUCGGAGCAAGAAGAAGAAGAUGACGCGGAAGAUGUGGAUGCUGAGGAGGAAGAAGAGGACGAUACCGGCGGUGGUCGAAGCAUGAAUUUGGCUGAAGAUGAAGACGAUGAGCAAGUGGAGGAAGUUGCGUAUGCAGAGAGUGAUUCGGACCUGGGGGAUGCAGAAGAGUCCAUGUCUGCUUGGCAGACGGACUUGGCGCAACGUGCGCAAGAGACGGUGCUUGAGAAUCGGCGUCGACGGCGUGAUUUGAUGCGAUUGAUCUACGACUCCGAGCAGACGCCCGAAGAUAUCGCUGCAGGGAGAGACAGUUCUUCGGUACCUGAAGAAUCCCUUGGCGCCGAAGAUGACUUUCUCCAUAUCGUGUCGAAUGAAGCGCCAAUGACGUCUGUGCCUGUGCCGGAAGAAUGCCGCCCUCAAGUCUCGCUUGACCAAUUGAAGGUAUGGGCAGAUGACAAUAAGCUUGAUUCGAUCCGCCAUUUGUUCAUCACUGGCAACGAUGAACCUGACGAGGCCAAGGCACUUGCUGAAGAUGGGGACGAGGCUGAGCCUGAGGCUGAUCAGGAGGAUCAGCAAGAUGUACAAGAUGAGCAGUCCUCGGAGGAAGCAAGGGCACAAGCGCUGGCGGCGAAAAAGGCCGCGCUGAAGCGCAAGUUCGAUGAACAGUAUGAUGAAGAUGAAGACGAAGACAAGGAUGAUUGGUAUACCGAGCAAAAGAAGGAACUGGCUCGCCAAGCAGAAAUGAACCAGCAAGAAUUCGCAGAGGACGACGAGGACACACGCGCCAAGAUUGAAGGAUUCCGUCCAGGGACUUACGUGCGAGUGGAGAUUGCGAAUGUGCCAUGUGAGUUUGUGGAACACUUCAAUCCAGCGUACCCGGUUAUCGUAGGUGGGCUCUUACCGAAUGAAACAUCUUUUGGCUUCUUGCAAGUGCGUAUUAAGAAGCAUCGCUGGCACAAACGAAUCCUCAAGACGAAUGACCCAUUAAUCUUUAGUCUAGGCUGGCGCCGCUUCCAAAGUAUGCCGAUCUACACCCUCGAUGACGGCACGCGGAAUCGCAUGCUCAAGUACACGCCAGAACACAUGCAUUGUCUCGCAUCCUUCUAUGGACCAGCAAGUCUACCGAACACAGGAUUCUGUGCAUUUAACACGCUCUCCUCGGAGACGCCUCAUUUCCGCAUUAGCGCAACGGGCGUCGUGCUGAAUGUCGAUGCAGGCUCUGGCGCAUCCCAUAAAAUUGUGAAAAAGCUCAAGCUCACAGGCACUCCAGCUAAGGUGUUCAAAAACACGGCAUUUAUCAAAGAUAUGUUUUCAUCGCCGCUGGAGGUUGCCAAGUUUGAAGGCGCGCAGCUCAAAACGGUGUCUGGUAUUCGCGGUCAGGUCAAAAAGGCACUCGCCAAGCCCGAAGGCCAGUUCCGUGCGACGUUCGAGGACAAGAUCCUAAUGAGCGACAUUGUAUUUUUGCGCGCCUGGUACAAUGUCGUGCCACGUCCAUUCUACAAUCCUGUCACAUCGCUUCUCAUGCGUGGUGACACAGAGCGCGAGUGGCAAGGCAUGCGCUUAACGGGCACUGUGCGCAAGGAAGAAGGCAUCAAGACACCACUGCGGAUCAAUUCGACAUACAAGCCAGUGGAGCGGCCCGAAGUACGCAAGUUCAAUCCGCUUCGUGUGCCAAAGUCACUUCAAGCUGCACUGCCAUUCAGCAGCAAACCGCACACAACGAGGGCUCAGCGCAAGCCUACGUAUCUCCAGAAGCGCGCGGUAGUGAUGGAGAAAGACGAGCGCGACACUGUGGCUCUCUUGCAGCAGAUGCAAGCUGUGCAGCAUGCGAAGCAGCAGAAGCGCACUCAGAAGCGCCAGGAUCGCAUGGAAGCCAAGAACAAAGAAUAUGAGAAACAGAGUGCAAUGGAUGCACAAAAGCACAAGGAGCGUAUGAAACAUAUCUACAAAAUCGAAGGCCAGCGCGAAGCAAAGCGAGCCAAGUCCAGUUAG